AUGGAUGAACGCUUAGAAGAUUCUCCUCUCUGCGCCCCCAAGGCCGCCAAUCUGGAUUUUGAAGCUCGUGUCCCCGUCCCCUUUAGCGUCUUUCCCUCCACCUACAAGGAGAGUGAGACACAAACCCAGACCCAAACAGUCACUCAGACGCACGAGGAGCUUGAGAUCAAAGUUCCCGAAAAGAAGCCCAACAAGCCCGGACGGGAGGAAAGUCAAUACUCUUCCUUCACCACCAUCGCCGAGUCGAAGCCGCAGCAGCAGCAGCCUCUUCCCCCUCGGAAAGAGCAGCACCGCUACGAAGAAGAGGUCCGCAUCGAAGAACACUACCACCGUCCCGGUGUCCACUACGAGUCCCACAACUACCGUGAGGAGUACCGCCCUGCCCCUCCCGCUCCUGCUCCUGCUCCCUCUCAAUACACCACUCAGCAAGAGUUCCACGACACUCGCAUCCACCACCACGACACUCGCGUUGAGAUCGACACCCGUCACCACGAGCACCUGGUAAACCCGAUUGAUAAAAUCGAACGCCAGUACCGUCAACGCUUCCAGCCUACCUACCACAAGGAGGAAGUCACCGUCGAGACCUACCCGGCUCCUCAUCACCACCACCACCACCACUCUCACUCCGACCACCACUCGGAUCACCACUCCCACCACCAGCACUCCCACGUCGACGAGUACACCGUCGAAUCUGAGCGCCCCCGUCCUCAGCAGUACAAGGAAACCAUCAAGGUUACCGAAGAGACCAUCGAGCCCACUCACGUCUCCAAGCCCCAACACAAGUCUUCCAAGAUGGGUUACUACGACGAGGAUGGCCACUACCAUUCUUUCCGUCAAGGCCUUCACAAGCUGGCGGACAAGAUUGCUCACCCCCAUCAUCACCACCAUCAUCAUCAUGGUCAUGCUGACCGUUACGAAGUCUCCGAGGUUCGCGCCGCUUCCGCCCCCCGCCGCCAGUCUUCCGGCUCUGGCUCCGGUGCCCCUCUCCUCCCCAACACCGUCACCAUCCCCUGCCACCACAUCCGCCUCGGCGACUUCUUGAUGCUCCAGGGCCGUCCCUGCCAGGUCAUCAAGAUCUCCACCUCCGCCGCCACCGGCCAGUACCGCUACCUCGGUGUCGACCUCUUCACCAAGCAGCUCCACGAGGAGUCCUCCUUCAUCGCCAACCCCGCCCCCAGCGUCGUUGUUCAGACCAUGCUCGGCCCCGUCUUCAAGCAGUACCGCGUCCUCGACCUCGCCGAUGGUCACGUCACUGCCAUGACCGAGACCGGCGACGUCAAGCAGGGCCUGCCCGUCAUUGACCAGUCCAACCUCUGGUCCCGCCUCAACAACGCCUUCGAGUCCGGCCGUGGUUCCGUCCGCGUCCUUGUCCUCAACGACGCUGGCCGUGAGCUCGCCGUCGAUGUCAAGGUCAUCCACGGCUCCCGUCUGUAAGCGUAUCACGCUAUGUCAAUGGUUUAUCUAGCAAACAUGUCAUGUACGAAUUACAGAUGAUCAAAUGUAAUGGAAGAAGUUGAAGUCGAUUUUUGGAUAAAACAGAACGGAUAAAGGAUCCCGGAGUCAUUUACGUAGAUAUGUAGCUCUGUAUAUGAUCUGUAAUCCAUAUGUUGGGUACUACA
Colletotrichum acutatum is the source of this 1619-nucleotide messenger RNA. RefSeq lists its product as uncharacterized. Bases 1 to 1434 code for a protein of 477 amino acids. The transcript has 4 exons. Gene Ontology annotation, molecular function: ribosome binding; RNA binding; translation elongation factor activity. Gene Ontology annotation, biological process: translational elongation; positive regulation of translational elongation; positive regulation of translational termination. The record is from RefSeq and is a predicted model, not a curated record. Lineage: Eukaryota; Fungi; Ascomycota; Sordariomycetes; Glomerellales; Glomerellaceae.